CUCCAAGAGGAGUGGGGAGGGGGGGUCUGCUUUCCUGGGCUGGGCUGGGUGAGGUGGGGGGCUUCUUGCUUGCAACUUAUUGCUUGCAACUCUUUGCUUGCAACUGCCACCGCCGACCCCUUUCUCUUGUCUUCUCCCGCCUCCCCCCCCCUUUAAGGGUCUCUCUUCAACCGGAGUGGGGUAGAAGGGCUCCCAGGGACUGACUGCUCUGGGAUGGGGCGGGGGGGCGCCCUUUCCCCCCUCCCAACCCCGGUCCGCGCGAGGCCAAGGAAGGGCCCGAUCCACCGCCGCCUGGCGUUGGAGCCCCGCCGGUUCGCUGGCUCGGAGCCGCGUCCCCGAUGGUGCAGCUGGUAGCGCUGGUUUGGCGAAGGUUGUUGCGCAAGCGAUGGGUCCUGGGCAUCGUCUUCGGGCUGUCCCUCAUCUACUUCCUUAACAGCACCUUCAAGCAGGAAGAGAGAGUGCUGCGGGAUCGGAAUUUCCCCCAAGCUCAAGACGAAAAUCGGCCCAUCGCCUGGAAAGUCCAUUUCAGCUUGGGGAAUAGCAGCCAGCCGAACAACCAAUGUCGGAACUCUGUCCAAGGGAAAUUGUUGAUCACGGAUGAGUUGGGUUACAUCUGCGAAAGGAAGGACCUGCUGGCGAACGGGUGUUGCAAUGUGGAGGCGCCCGGUGUCAAGUUGUACAGCUGCGACAGCUGCCUGCCGAGCGGAUGUUGCAGUGUCUAUGAGGCCUGUGUGUCCUGCUGCUUACAGCCCAACAAGCAACAGCUCCUUGAGCAUUUUCUAAACCGAGCGGCCGUGGCCUUUCGGAAUCUCUUCAUGGCUGUGGAAGAUCACUUCGAGCUCUGCCUGGCCAAGUGCAGGACCUCCUCCCAGAGCGUGCAACAUGAAAACACCUACCGCAACCCUAUUGCUAAAUACUGCUAUGGGGAAUUCCCCCCAGAUCUUCUGUCUGUGUGAAAAUGCUGGAGAAACGGACAAGGGCUUGAAACGAGACCCGGCAGUGAAAGUGAGAACGUGGCAACCAGGCUGGCUGGGUCCCUUCGGCAGUCCCCAGCUUCACCUUCCGAAUUGUUUAGCCUGCUACCCUCUCCCUGCAGCUGCGAUGGGGAGCAAAACAGGUGGAAAUUUACAAAUGGCUGGAUUCAGAGGUUUGCAUUACGGACUCAGAUGAAACAUGGACCUAAGACUUUAAAGUUCCUCAUCAAUCUCAGACACGUGGGACCCCUGGUAGAUGGAGAAGGCCAUCGGAGUAGCCAAGAUCGCAGACAGGAGUUUUGUUUGUUCUUGAUGGAAACUGCUUAGAAAAAAUGUAUUCAAGCAAUGAGAAGAUACUUGAGGAGUGGCGCGGUGGCCUAGAGGUGGAGCUCUCACCUUGCAUUCAAGGAGGCUGUGAGUUCAAUCCUAGGUAGCGGCAGGUAUUUCUCCCUCUGGGCGCAAUGAGAAUAUAUCUGCUGAACAAAACUCCGCACUGGCGGGAGGAAAGUCAUCCGGCCAGUAAAACACUCUGCUAGCUCCAUUCAGUUGCCCAGACUCCACCCUGCAAGGGAUUAUGGGUUCGUUAAAAGAUGAUGAUGAAUGAGAAGAUACUUGUAUUAGACCGACAGUUUUUGUUGUUUUUUGGUUAAUUUUGCACUAUACUUCUGUUGACUCCCAUCUAAGGUAAACAUAGCAAAGCACUAACAUGGCUGGCUGGGGAAUUCUGUGAGUGGAAGUCCACAAGUCAUAAAGUUGCCAAGGUUGGAGAUCCCUGGCUUAGCUCAACCUUCUGCAGCUUGGUCUUUCCAGGUGUGUUGAGGUGCAGCAUCCUCCAUGACCAACUUCUGGAUUCUUUCAUCUCAAUAAUCCUUGCAAGGUUUCAGUCUGGGGGAAAAAAAGAUAGAAGGAGAAUUGAGAAGGGAAGUGCCGUGUUCUUGAUUUAGAACAGGGGUCAGCAACCUGCAGCUCUGGAGCCGCAUGUGGCUCUUUCAUCCCUCUGCUGCGGCUCCCUGUCACUGGUCGGCUCCACAAUUGAUAGGGGUUUCAGUUAGGACAGGUAGAGAAAAAAGGAUGCUGCGCUAGGAGGAGACUCUAUGGUGGGGGAACCAGACUUCUGGUCAGCUCCAGAAUUGAACAGGGGCUUUUGGUUAGGACCUUUGUGGCUCUUUGAGUGCUUAAGGUUGCCGACCCCUGAUUUAGAAUAUCCCAGAACAGAGUUCUGAAUUCAUCAGAGAAAAGAAGGAGGCACAUUCUCUUCUUUGAUAGAAGUUUAAAAAAUUUGGGGUGAAUUGGUUGCCUUGAUCUCUAGCCUCCCAUUUCUAAGAUUUGUUGUCAAUUCCCUGAAAGAAGCGUCCAUUUUAGUAACUGGUUGAUGAGCUUGUUGAUCGAAAGGUCAGCAGUUCAGCGGUUUGAAUCCCUAGUGGUGCCGCAUAACGGGGUGAGCUCCUGUGACUUGUUCCAGCUUCUGCCAACCUAGCAGUUCGAAAGCACUUUAAAAAAAUGCAAGUAGAAAAACAGGGACCACCUUUGGUGGGAAGGGAACAGCGUUCCGUGCGCCUUUGGUGUUGAGUCAUGCCGGCCACAUGACCAUGGAGAUGUCUUCAGACAGCGCUGGCUCUUCGGCUUUAAAAUGGAGAUGAGCACCGCCCCCUAGAGUCGGGAACAACUAGCACGUAGGUGCGAGGAGAACCUUUUUACCUUUUAUGCAAGUUGUACUCAGUUCUGAUUUUCCCAAAUGGAUGUCCUCUCUGUUGGGUCACAGUUCUCAUCAUUCUCAAUAGGUUACGGCCGUAAAAUGGCAACCAGGUGACCGCAGAGGCUGCGGAAGGCAGAUGGGAUGGAGGAUCUGCAAGAAUUCUUUUGACGUCUGAGAAACACCAAAACUUAAUGAUCAGCAAAGCUGAAUUUCAGGCAGGAAGAACGGCUUUGUCUUCCUAUUUUUCUGACUUUCGACAUCGCUUGGCAUAUCGGAGAAAUCGAACGUCUAGUUACGGGCAAUGGGUCUCCAGGGGAAAAGAGCUUUUAAAAAGAUUAGAUAGAUUUGUGGAAAGAGAAGACUAGGUUAUUAAUCAUCGUAGCAUUUUAGUUUGAAGUGGAAAGAGGGGUGCAAACCGUUAGCUUUGUGCUUCUCUGUCUGUCUGGUCGCUAAAAAAGAACAUGCUACAUCAGACCUGAUGGACAAAAGAACACCUCUUAAACGAAACAAUAGACGGAAUUAUUAGAUUAAGGGACAAUGUGCUUUCUCUCAUGUUUCUAGGCUGUAAAUUGUAGUCUAGGUAGUCCUCAACUUUACAAUGGUAUUUGAACCCAGAGUUAUUCUGUAAGUCAUUGUUGUGACCCAAGUAGGUAGUAGGAAACUCAGUCAGUGUAAAAACAAACAAACUUUAUUAGAGCAGCUGAGAAUUACUUCAUUCCCAGCGUAGUUCAACUAAAUUAAAGCAAAUUCCUCCCAACACAAUUCCUCAGUCCGAUCACCAACUUUGGUCCAAUUAGGUAAACUGCCAAAGGCCUUUCUUGGCAAAUGUUCAGAAGACACCGAUACAAAAACAAAGGCAACAAGAUGAAGCUAUCAACACUGUUUUCCAGCAAAGAGCCCAAAUGCUGUUUCUGGUGUUUUAAACCUUAUGGGAGGGGCCAAUCAUCUCUUGGCCUUACUCCCGAGUCGUCCUCUUUGCUUGAGCUGCUCUUGCCUUCUGGCAGCUCUUCUCAUGCGUGCAUUAGGAACAGGCUCCUCCUGUUCCUCUGCCUCACUACUGUCAGUCUCUGGAGGUUCCAGAGUCUGCCCCUCACUUCCCGAUGGCCCUGGCCCCACCUCAGCCUCCAACGCAGAGCCCUCAUCCGGGCCUUCCCCAGCCUCCAGGACUGGCCCAUGUUCUUCCUCAGUCUCAUCGCUGUCCGAUUCCGUUGCCAGCUCCACAGGUUGCUGGCGGACCACAACAUUGCAGUUGUUAAACCGUUCGCCAUCUGACCGUUCCCGAUUUUAUGACCUUUUUGCAGUGGUGGUUAAGCAGAUCCAUUUUAUCCAAUGAGGUCUUUUGGGAAACUGAAAAGUACAACUCUGGAAACGCACCAAAAAAAAAAAAAAAUGUUUGAAAAUUGCAGUCGUGUGACAGCCAGACACCACAAAUGACUGUAAAUAUGAGCCAAUUGCCAAGCGCCCAAAAUGUGGAUCACAUGACUGCAAGUUUUCAGAACUUUAAAAAAUUGGAUUUCAAGUACCUUUCAGAGCGUCCUGUCAUAACUUGAAACAUUUGCUAGGCAGCCGGUUGUUAAGAGAGAACUACCUGUACGGGCACAAAUGUCAAAGGACUUAUCUUGGACAUGAAGGCUGAGCUGAAUCCAUCAUGGCAUCUAGCAGAAUUUAGUUUGAAUGUCUGCAACUCCUUUUCGUGUAUUUAAGAGUAGAUGGACACUCCAAGGUUUCACUGUCAUUUCCCUGCCCUUGUUAACUGUUUUGAACGUUGUUUUGUGAACUUUUGCAUUGGCUUAAUAAAGGUAUUGCCCUGA
Ahaetulla prasina is the source of this 4481-nucleotide messenger RNA. RefSeq names its product SREBF pathway regulator in golgi 1 (gene SPRING1). The transcript has 5 exons. Bases 339 to 956 code for a protein of 205 amino acids. The record is from RefSeq and is a predicted model, not a curated record. Gene Ontology annotation, biological process: positive regulation of SREBP signaling pathway. NCBI's taxonomy places the organism in Eukaryota, Metazoa, Chordata, Lepidosauria, Squamata, Colubridae.